AUGGCUGGGAUGUUGAAACAACCAGGUUCAUUCGCAAUAACGCCACACAAAGUAUCACUCUGCAUACUUUUCAAGAUCUACGCUCCUCCAUCUCAAACUUCAGUUCCGUUCCCUUUCACUUCCGUCUCUCAACACAAUCGUCUCGGUCUGUUCCUCUUAGCUCUCACCAAGUCAUGUGAUGAUAUUGUAGAGCCAAAAUUGGAUGAACUCAUUCAUCAAUUGAGAUUAAUAAGUCAAGACUGGGAAGCAUCUUGGCUUAUUGAUCAAUUGAUAAGUAGACUCUCGUCUAUCUCGUCGCCGGAUGAUUUGUUUAACUUCUUUACCGAUAUACGAGGAAUACUUGGAGGUCCUGAUUCAGGUGCUAUUGAAGAUGACCAAGUUAUUUUGGAUGCAAACAGUAAUUUGGGGUUAUUUCUUCGCCGAUGUAUACUUGCUUUUAAUUUGCUACCGUUUGAGGGUGCAUGCCAUCUCCUAACAAAUAUAGGGAUCUAUUGUAAAGAAUUCUCAAGUUGCCAUCCCUAUGAAGACACUAGUUUAGAUGAUUCUAGUAGUAAUCUUGAGACAUAUUCAGAAUAUGAGAACAUGGACUUGGAGAACUUUGUCUAUGAAAAGGUUUCGGAAGAAAUUGAAGCAAGAAAGGAGGCCAGUGAAAGAGUUCCAUUUCAUCUUCAUACACCCAACGCACUUUUGAGUUUAGUAGAUGAUAUUGAUGUGCCUGCCGAUUCUGUAUCCAAACAGAGUGGUAAAGUAAGAGGAGCUAGUUCUUAUGAAGACCCUCAAAGUAACAUGGUACAGGAUGUUGAUCCCAGCAGUGCAGUGUUUUUGCGCACAAACUGGCAGAUACAGGGUUACUUGCAAGAACAAGCUGAUAUCAUUGAAAAAAAUGGUAGUGCUGUUUCUUUGAAUGGGUUUGAAGUUAUUCUACGCCAGCUACAAAAGUUGGCACCCGAACUACAUCGUGUUCACUUUUUGAGCUACUUGAAUAGUCUUUCUCACGAUGAUUAUAUCGCUGCUUUGGAAAAUCUUCAUUGCUAUUUUGAUUACAGUGCAGGGAACGAAGGAUUUGAUUUUGUUCCUCCGGCUGGUGGUAAUAGCUUUGGAAGAUAUGAAAUUGCUUUAUUAUGUUUGGGGAUGAUGCAUUUCCACUUUGGGCAUCCAAAGCUGGCUUUAGAGGUUUUGACUGAAGCAGUUCGUGUAUCUCAGCAGCACAGUAAUGAUAGCUGUCUUGCAUAUACUUUAGCAGCUAUCUCAAAUUUGCUGUUUGAAAAUGGCAUAUCAAGUACUGCUGGGAUACUAGGGUCAUCAUAUUCACCAUUUACUAGUAUGGGUAUUUCUCUCUCUGUUCAGCAACAAUUGUUUGUUCUUUUGAGAGGUUCUUUGAAGAGAGCAGAAAGUUUAAAGUUAAAACGGUUGUUGGCUUCAAAUCAUUUGGCAAUGGCGAAGUUUGAUUUAACGCAUGUUCAAAGGCCCAUGUUAUCAUUUGGUCCAAAAUCUUCCAUGAAGCUCAGUACUUGCCCAGUUAACGUUUCCAAGGAACUCAGGUUGAGUUCACAUCUGAUUAGUGAUUUUAGCUCAGAGAGUUCUGCAAUGACAAUUGAUGGCGCCUUUAGUACAACUUGGCUCAGGGAUUUACAAAAGCCAACAGGUUCUCUAGUUUUCUGUCAGGAUUCUGGAUCUGGCAGCAGUUCCGACGUUCCCCAGUUCUGUGCCCAACCAACCUCAAUUCCCGGAUCUGUGUUGCAAGUACUGGGUUCCUCUUAUAUACUCCGGGCAACUGCAUGGGAGUUAUAUGGAAGCACUCCCAUGUCCCGCAUAAAUGCGAUAGUUCACGCAACUUGCUUUGCCGAUGCAUCAAGCUCAUCUGAUGCAGCAUUAGCAUAUGUAAAGCUCAUUCAACAUUUAGCAGUCUUUAAAGGAUACAAAGAGGCCUUUUCUGCCCUUAAAAUAGCAGAAGAGAAGUUUCUAUCUGUCUCAAAAUCACAAAUCUUACUGCUAAAGCUGCAGCUGCUUCACGAGCACGCUUUACAUGGCGGACGUUUGAAGUUGGCCCAGAAACUGUGCGACGAACUUGGUGUUUUGGCAUCACCUGUUACUGGUGUAGAUAUGGAGAUAAAGACAGAAGCAAGCCUUCGGCAUGCCCGUACCUUGCUUGCAGCAAAACAAUUCCGAGAGGCAGCUUCAGUGGCGCACUCCCUCUUUUGCAUGUGUUACAAAUACAAUCUGCAAGUUGAAAAUGCCUCAGUUCUUCUUUUGCUUGCUGAGAUUCACAAGAAAUCCGGCAAUGCGGUUUUAGGGCUACCAUAUGCUUUAGCAAGCCUCUCAUUCUGCAUAUCAUUUAACUUGGAUCUUCUAAAAGCCUCAGCUACUCUUACUUUAGCUGAGCUAUGGCUCUCUCUUGGAUCAAACCAUGCAACACGGGCUCUGAACCUCGUUCAUGGAGCUUUUCCGAUGAUUCUUGGUCAUGGAGGUUUGGAGCUCCGCUCACGAGCCUAUAUUGUUGAAGCAAAAUGCUAUCUCUUUGAUACAAAUUUCAAUGUCUUCGAAGAUUACAAUCUUGUGAUAGAUUCAUUAAGACAAUCUUCUGAAGAACUCCAACUUUUGGAGUUUCAUGAAUUGGCAGCCGAAGCCUUCUACCUGAUGGCCAUGGUCUAUGACAAAGUUGGGCAAUUAGAGGAAAGGGAAGAGGCUGCAUCUUCAUUUCAGAAACAUAUAUUGGCUCUCAACAAUCCUCAAGAUCACGAUGAUCCUCUUGUUAGUAUAUAUUGA
Messenger RNA from Lathyrus sativus (Indian pea), 2766 nucleotides. The record is from the annotation of a GenBank genome assembly. Lineage: Eukaryota; Viridiplantae; Streptophyta; Magnoliopsida; Fabales; Fabaceae.